Molecule: messenger RNA, 969 nt
Organism: Cucumis sativus (cucumber)
Lineage: Eukaryota; Viridiplantae; Streptophyta; Magnoliopsida; Cucurbitales; Cucurbitaceae
Product: coiled-coil domain-containing protein 12
Exons: 5
Coding region: 180-641 (153 amino acids)
Cellular component (GO): U2-type spliceosomal complex; post-mRNA release spliceosomal complex
Source: RefSeq, a predicted model, not a curated record
AGCGGAUCCGAUUGAACUCUUGAUGGGCCUCUUACGAUCCGGGCCUUAUAUAUAUAUCUCAUUCCAAAGAGAAAUGCGUCAAAAAGGCUUCUGCGCAAGAAAGAAACACUCGUUUUUCUCCCUCCCGCCAUUGCUCGAAGCUUCCUGUCUACUUUGUCUGUAUUUUACGCACAAAGGCAAUGGCUACUGAAGAAGACUCCGUGGAACAAGUUGCUGCAGCACGUAAAGAGAGAUUGAAAGCUCUAAGAGCUGCUCAGGAAUUGUUAAACAAUUCAGAUGAGAAGAAUUCUGGAGGAGAGGAUAAAGAGAAUGGAGCUACUGAAGAUUCUGAUGAAACUAAUCUCAAUAUGAAAUUUCGGAACUAUGUUCCUCAUGAUAAAGAGCUUCAGGAGGGCAAGCUUGCCCCACCUGUAUUGCCUAAAUUUGAGGACCCUGUUACUUCUGAACCUCCACAACUAAAAGAGGACCCAUUUGUAAAUAUCGCUCCAAAGAAACCAAACUGGGACCUUAGAAGGGACGUGCAGAAGAAGCUUGAUAAGCUUGAAAGACGCACACAGAAAGCACUAUUCAAGCUUAUGGAGGAACAAGAAAAGCAAAAGCAGGCAGCUGAAGGAGACAAUGACGAAAAUGGUGCAGAGUGAUAGUUUCCCACAAUUUAUAUGCUCUCUGAUGUUACAGUCACGGUAAUAUUCACGAUAUAUCGACAUGCUUGGAGAAAAUUGUCCUUAAAGGGCAAUGGCAUUUCUGGCUUGCAACUUUACAUUCUUAGUUGCAAAACUUUACAUUUAUAGUUUAUCUAUGGUGUGGCUCAUUGUGUGUUCCUUGACCAUUACAUCCAAUAGAAUAUCUCAUACUGCAUAGUGAUUUGUAAUUUACCUAAACUAAAACUAACUUUGUAUUUCACUUUAUCUUCUACGUUGUUUUUCUUCUUCAUUUUAUAAUCUAUUAGACACACAUUAAUUUGGCAUA